AUGUCGGACACUGAAGUCAAUCAAGAAGCCAAGCUAGAAGUUAAGCCAGAGGUCAAGCCAGAGACUCACAUCAAUUUAAAGGUAUCUGAUGGGUCUUCAGAGAUCUUCUUCAAGAUCAAGAAGACUACACCUUUGAGAAGGCUGAUGGAGGCGUUUGCUAAAAGGCAAGGUAAAGAAAUGGACUCUUUGAGAUUCCUGUAUGACGGUAUUAGAAUUCAAGCUGACCAGACCCCUGAAGAUCUGGACAUGGAGGAUAACGAUAUUAUUGAAGCCCACAGAGAACAGAUCGGUGGUGCAACCUAUUAG
Saccharomyces mikatae IFO 1815 is the source of this 306-nucleotide messenger RNA. RefSeq names its product SUMO family protein SMT3 (gene SMT3). Gene Ontology annotation, biological process: protein sumoylation. The record is from RefSeq and is a predicted model, not a curated record. Gene Ontology annotation, cellular component: septin ring; nucleus. Gene Ontology annotation, molecular function: ubiquitin-like protein ligase binding; protein tag activity. The transcript has a single exon. Lineage: Eukaryota; Fungi; Ascomycota; Saccharomycetes; Saccharomycetales; Saccharomycetaceae. The coding region runs from base 1 to 306 and encodes 101 amino acids.